Macrobrachium nipponense is the source of this 8994-nucleotide messenger RNA. RefSeq names its product signal peptide, CUB and EGF-like domain-containing protein 1. The record is from RefSeq and is a predicted model, not a curated record. Lineage: Eukaryota; Metazoa; Arthropoda; Malacostraca; Decapoda; Palaemonidae. The transcript is spliced from 26 exons. Gene Ontology annotation, cellular component: cell surface. Gene Ontology annotation, molecular function: calcium ion binding. Gene Ontology annotation, biological process: signal transduction. The coding region runs from base 123 to 3785 and encodes 1220 amino acids.
CACCUCCUUCCUCUCCAGGUCUACCACCAGUACCGGGUGGAGGGAAGUGAAGUACGGGCGUCUGUCUGUCCGUGUAUGUGUGUUUGUGAUUCGGGGCCCCGAGUGUCAUACCCUCUGUCAACAUGGGCAUCUGCAGAAGGGAGUGGAACGGGUGUUACUUCAACGUCCUCUUCCUGUUAACAUUAGGUGUCAGCAAAGGAAACCGAGGGAGCGUCAGCAUAGACCUGAGGUCAGCCAUCGUACGAGGCUUCAGCCCCCACGUUAAAUUCCUGGCGACGCCCUCCAGCACGCCUAACGUCACCGCCGACCUUCUGCAGGAUGCUGAUUGGUGCGGAAGAGAGGCUGUGUUAGAAGUGACCACAGAUCAAGAGGACACAACUUUAGUCUUAGAUUUGGAAUAUUCAGUUCCGAAGCUGUGGACUCUGCAUAUAGCUGAUUCCCUCGAAGCGACCGGCUACCGAGGCGGAAGCUACUCAGAGGCCCACAUAGUGAACCAACAAUGGCGCGUGUAUGGUCGAGGCCCUGAGCCACUCCAGGAUUCACUAGACGGUUCUCGACUCUUGGCACUGACCGACGGCGUCAUCCAGAGAUACUACCACUUCCGUCUGUAUCUCUCCCACCGAACCCUUGAAUGGAGGUACGGCCGCCAGUUCGGAGGCCGGCGAGGAAUUCUGGAACGACCAAAUCUCUUCCGAUCCCGUAAAGAAGAAGAAGAAGAGGAGGAGGAGGAUAAGGAAGAAGAAGAGAAAGUAAGCGGAAGAAAGGGGGGCGAGGAAAACCGUCGUCUGUACAUCGGCCUCAACCGAGUCCUGGGAGGAAGGUGGAGGAGAGGGUCUGGCCUGUGUCACGUGACCCUCGCUCUCGACAACGGAGAACAUGUUUGCCGCACGGGACACCAUCGGUGUGACAGCCACGCCGUCUGCAAAAGCUUCAAGAGAUUCCACAGGUGUUCUUGCAGAGAUGGCUGGGAAGGCAAUGGGCGCACAUGCACAGAUGUGGACGAGUGUCGAUUAAGGAACGGUGGGUGUGUCCACGUCUGCAUCAACGCUCUGGGGAGCUACACCUGUGCCUGCCACCGCGGGUUCCAGCCGCACCCCCUGGACCCGCACAAUUGCCAAGAUGUUGAUGAAUGUGCCACUGAUAACGGUGGGUGCCAACACCUUUGCACCAACACCCUCGGCUCCUUUACCUGCACCUGCAGGAGAGGAUUUGUGCUCUCGACGGAUGGGCGGUCGUGCGUCGUUUCCGAAGCUUGUUCAGCGUUGGAAUGCGAGCAGCAUUGCCUGGUUGGGGCUGGAGGAACGCCCUCUUGCGGGUGUAGGGAAGGCUACGUGCUUGUGAGGGCGACUCGAUGCCAACCUACUUGUUCGGUAGGUAACGGCGGUUGUCAGCAUCACUGUCACCAAACGACCACUGGGCCAGCUUGCACUUGCCACACCAAGUACCUUCUUGCAGCCGACGGCCAGUCGUGUGUUCCCUCAUGUGCCAUAAAUAACGGCGGGUGUGAAAGGAGGUGCCACAAUACUGCCACGGGAGUCAAGUGCUCCUGCCCGCCUGGAUUCACCCUCCAGGAGGACCAGCGAUCGUGCCUUGACAUAGAUGAGUGCCAAGAAGACAAUGGAGGCUGCGAACAUCGAUGCAUCAACAACUGGGGAAGCUUCGAAUGCACCUGCCCUUCCGGUUACAAGCUGAGUCCGGACGAACGAUCGUGUCACGACGUGGAUGAAUGCAUUGUCUCUCACACCUGCGAACACAUGUGCACCAAUUUUCCUGGAUCCUACCACUGUUCAUGCAAGCAGGGCUACGAUCUCUUUGCUAGAACGCACUGUGGAGAUAGGAAUGAAUGCAUUGUCGAUAAUGGUGGUUGUGAGCAUGCUUGUGUCAACACUGAAGGGUCAUUUUAUUGCUCAUGCAACCCUGGUUACAGGCUACAUCCGAAUGGCAGAGACUGCAUACUGAUAGAUAAGUGCACACCAAUAGGAAAUCCUCCAAAAGCAGAGAUAUCAUGUUAUCAUCUGGAAGAGUAUGACAAUGAAGAAAGGUGUACUGUGAGAUGUCAGAGGGGGACCACUUUUACUAUGGGUCCUGAUAACUAUUAUGUAUAUACGUGUGGUGGUAAUACAAAUUACAAGUGGACCAUGUCUAAUACAGAAGUCCAUGACCAGGCCAGAAAUGUACAGGAUCUCAAUAAUACACAUUUGGCAUGUUCAGAAACACAGGUUAGCCCCGGAUACAAGCGAUUGGUAAUGCUGAAGUUCAUUACAGACGCAGAUGACCAGGAUACUUCUAUGCAAUCUCUCUCUCAAGGACUUAUUGAUAUCCUCACAGAGAAGAUGAGUCAGUAUUCAGAGAGAUGCCAACUCAGAUUCAUCUCUGAGAAACUCUCACCAGCAUCCAAGAAGUCGACAACCACUCAACAAAAUGGUGUGGUAAGGACCAAUUUCGAGGUCCUUGCCUACCCAUCCUCAACCGACAGGAGGUGCCGGCGGAAGUGCCUUCGUCGACAUGCCCGUCACAUCCUCAAAGGUGCGCUUCUCUCCAUAAAUAAGAUUCUGAUGGAGAAUCAGGUCUUUAAAAGUAACUCCAAUGGUCACAGCUAUCAAGUCAUUCAAAAGACGCUAAAAGCUCGACGCAGGAUGACUGAAGCGUGCCCAGAUGGAUAUGUUUACGUCUCUAAUAAAUGUGUUGCCUGCAGCUUGGGAUCCUACCAUGACACACACAAGGACUUAUGUGUUGCUUGUUCUCCUGGCACCUACCAACCAUUAGAGGGCCAACUUCACUGUCUUCCUUGUUUACAUCCACCAAUUUCAGACACAUCUCACCACUUCAUGAAGCAAGGAGCAACCAGUAUCUCUGAAUGCUCAGAUACAUGUCCAGCUGGGCACUGGAGCACUGAUGGGUUCAGUCCCUGCCAGUCUUGUAUUCCUGGAACUUAUCAGACUUACACUGGUCGAGCGAGGUGUCAGCCAUGUCCAGAAGGCCAUAGUAUUUCUCCUUCUGGUGCUACCUCUUUCUCUCAAUGCUUCAGAUAUGAUGAAAUAUGUGAUCGAGGUGAAUAUUUUGAUUCUGAAGAAAUCCGUUGUGUGAAAUGUAGUGUUGGAUUUUACCAACCUGAGGUUGGCUCUUCUUCUUGCAUUCAGUGCCCAGGAAAUUCAACAACUGAUUUUGCUGGGUCAGUCUCCAUAGAGGAGUGCAAAAGACUCAAAUGUGGUGGUUUCGUAGGAGAGUUGGGUGGAAUAUUUGAGAGUCCCAACUAUCCAGGAGAUUACCCAAAUCAUGCCAAAUGUACCUGGGUAGUAAAGCCAAGCAAAGGACGUCGGGUACUGGUAGUAGUACCUGAGAUCCAUCUCAGUCCUGACCAGUGUGGUGACUACCUUGUCCUCAGAAAGUCAAAGUCACCGUACAGUACAGUUACCUUCGAAACUUGUGCUAGUGUUGAUCGCCCCAUGGUGUUCACAUCUAGAUCACGGCGCCUUUGGGUUCACUUCAGGAGUGAUCAUAAUGGUACUGCCAAGGGAUUCAGAAUUCAGUUCGUCACUUAUAAUGAAGAGUAUCAUAAACUCAUAGAGUCAAUCGUUCGAGACAACAGGCUCUAUUCGCUACAAAAUCAUAUUGAGAUUUUAAGGGAUCGUGAGCUCCUGCCAAAACUUCUGGAAGUCGUUGCUGAGCCCAUCAAAUAUUAUGAAUAUGCUCGAGAAAAGGACAAGUUGUUCCCCUCUUCUUUCAUAAGACUUCUUACACCAAAAGUCCGUCGCUUUUUCUCAUACAGAAGAAGGAGAAAGUGAGGCCAACAAUGAUCAGUGUUGAGGGAGUAGCCUUUGAGAGCCAAAUAUAAGAUUGCCUGUAUAGGAGAAGAGGUCCAGAACUAGGACUUUGAGACAGAAGAGAGCAAGAGAUGAAGAGAAGUUGUAGAUAUAUAUAGGAUCAAAUUGUUGGUUGGGACUAACUUUGAUGAGGGAGGAAAGUAUGGUGAAUGAAGGUGAGAGUAUCCAAAAGUACUUUCCUUCCUUAUAAGACACCAGUUCACUCUGCUUCACGAAUGAACAAAGUAAAGUGUUACCUUCCUUUUGCUCUCUUCUCUGACUGAUUCAGUUCAGAGGACUAUUUACAGAAGCCAGAUAUAGUGGCUUUGCAUAUAUGCGCAUAUACAUACUGUACAUAUAUUUCAGGUAUGUGUAUGCUCUAAAUAUUUAUUGUAUACUUACAUAACGUAUAUCAGAUAGAUAUGGGAUAUGUAAAUAUUGUACAAGAGGUUAUAUUUCAUCGUGCUCAAACCAUUUUGUUAUAGUGAAUCAUCACUUUUUCAGCAUCCAAAAAUUAUUUAUAGUGUGGUUAACACACUUCUUCAUUGACUUCAUGGAGGAUAUUUUUUACAUUGGUGUAUUUGUGCAUCAAUAAUUCCAACCAAAUCUAAAUUAUAAAAUUAUUUUAUUUGAGAAGUGAUGGGAAAGAUUGAUCAACUAAGCCCCUCCAACCAGACUCAAUAUAUGAGAUAUGGUAUAAACCCACCAGAACCAAACUGGCCUUCAUUUUUCUCUAGUUAAGGAAGCUGCUGUGAUUAAGUUAUAUAAAAAAGAAAAUAAGGAUUUCAUCUUAGAUGUGGUAGCUUUUACGAUCUAAGAUGCCUAGUGCCAAAGUGAUUUAGCAGGGCUAUGAUAGCUUUCUGCUAGCCUCCUAAGUGUUUCAUUGGUGGGGCAUUAGUAUUUUGCAUCGUAAACUUACUUUCUCUAUUCCAUUGGUAUUUGGAAGGUGAGGCUGAUCUAGGUAUUUAGGUACUUCCUUUGAGAGAUUCCUUUUUUAUGAGAAAAUGGUAAAGGAUGCAGAUGGCCACUUGACUACAUAUUAAUGUUAUUUUUCUUAUUUUUGUUAUAUCAAACCUAUAUGUAUUAGGUCGUGUUAUUUUUCCCUUCCAUUUCUGUCCAUUCUUCUAAACAUGUUAACCCUACAUUUACAUUAUUGAAUAUGAAGACUCCUCCACAGUCAAGAAGCCUUGCAAAUAUUGCUGGAAAAAACAACAGUUGACUUCUCAUAUUUACCAGUGCUUGUUGUAGUAGUGUAUAUCUUAUGUUUCUCAUCAAUUCAUUGCUCACUCAGAGCAUAGAAAAUUAAUGGGCCCACAGGAAAUGAAACAUAAGGAGUAGUGGAACCCCUAGUUCUUGGUACGUAUUUCCCACCCACUAUCCUCAUUUAGUGAGCUGCAGCGCACAACUAUACACUCAGUUUUUUCCAUCUGUCCAUCCGUCUGUGGUGUUUUCGAAUGGUAACACUGCGUCCCGGGCUGUACAUAGUUACGCUAUGUUAAGUUUUAGGUAAAUAAAAGGAUAUCUGGAUGUACAUUUGCAACUGAAAAGUGUUUUGAUAAUUUACUGUAUGCGAAUUACACCAUUAAUAUUCGAAAUAAGAUAUUAUCUAAAGCCCGAGGUGCAGUGUUACCAUGCGCAAACACCACAGGCGGAUGGACAGAUGGAAAAAAACAGAGUAUAGUAUAAUGUACUUUUAAAGCAUUCAAACCUUCCUACCAGAUCUUAGCCUGUACUCUCCUUUGGUUGCCUCUUGAUCAGUUUAUUUUUGCAGCUUUAUACUAAAUUUCAACCAUAUACCAGAGGUGGAGAGCACAGUCAUCAUAUGUAAUCAUGAUGGACCAUUCAGAUUUCCUCUUAAGAUUGUCAUAUUUGCUAGAGCAUCUGAGCAUAAAAAUCUUCUAGUGAGACUUGAAGAUUGAUUAACAGUUAAAUGGAUGCUUUUUUAUUAUUUUUAAGCCUUAUUUGAACAUAUUUUUCUAACUAUGAAAACUGCAGCUUCAAUUAAGCUGAAGCUGUUCUAAGUAUUCUGCCUUUAAACUUGAAAGAAAUCUUGAACACAGUUACCUGCAGUGCCUAUCCAGAAAAAAAUAAACUUUGAAAAGCUAUUUUGUCGCUUAAUGUGACUUGUUACCCACAAAGUACUUCCUUCUGGUGCUAAUGCAUAGCUCCCAAUAUUUUUUCCUAUAUGGAAUAUGGUUGUAUGGAAGGUGUAGUAAUCUGCGGCGUUUUCUUAUACUGCUUCUCUUUGUUUUAAAUUAGCACCUUUUUCAAAUAAAGAUAAAAAUUGGAAAAAGAAAGCUCACGGGGUGUCAAAGAUUAAAUGUAAUCAUGUGUUUUGGUUAGAAGAAAAAAAGUGCUUCAGAAUGGCUCAGGUGCAAAAGGGCUGUCAGUUUUUUAUACUGAAUGGGCUUUUUGCCUCGUGAUGUGCAUGAUGGUCCGUGAAUUAUUUGACUAGAGCUGAAGUACAAAUAAAUAUACCUUUAUGCUGCACCCUACGGAGCGUCUGUUCAUACUAUGUUCCUUAUUUGUGAAUAUUCUGGUGAAACAUAAUAACUGAUAUUCCUGGCAACCUUCCUUUUGGAUUAUGCCCCUGUAGACUUUUGUCUUUCCCUAAAAUUUAGAAUUGAUAAAAACUCACUAAUUUCAGACAAUAAAAUAGAUUUAAAAAAAUGUGUCACGGGACUUACCGAUCAUCCCUCAAAACUCCCUCCAAGAUAGAGUUAGUACCUGCAGACACUGACUGUGUUUACAAGGUUGGAGCAAAGUACUCUUGAAGUUUGGUUAAGAGCAGGAGUUGCUUGCUAAAAAGAACUGAUGUUUGCAAUUACAAUAUUUGACAUUUUUUUUCUUUUAUGUAAUGACCUCCUAUAGUAAAAUCUUCCUAUUUGUUUUGAUAAAAGCCUUGUCCCUAAUUAUGACCAGUGGUUAAACAUAUCCACUCAGCACUUAGAAGAUAAGACUUGAUAUCAAAAGUGCAUAUGAUCAUGUUCAAUCUUUAUUAUUAAUCACAGUAAUAUAUAUGGGAAUGUUCACAUCAAAGAUCAUGAACAGUAGAGUUUCUAAUUAAAGAGGUAAAAGAACAAAUUUGUAGACUGCAGUAAAUGUAUACGGUUUUGACAUACCUUCCUUGAAACCUAAAAUGAGCCCUUUUAUCGCAGAUUGCAAGCCAAAGCUAUAUGUAUCAUGGAACUCAUUAAAAACUACUGUAUUUUCUUUUUUAUUUGAUAGUGUGUAAGUUGAUCCUCAGUUUUCCCUCUUUAGAAAAAAAAGCUUUUCUUUUCUCAUAGCUCAGUCCAGCAGUAGCUCACAAUAAGCUCCAAGGAUUAAAGCUCCAGUCCCUCAUUUUCAGGAUCAAAUGGUAUCAGGCAGUUUGACUAAGCUGACCACUGUUGCAAAUGCGGAGGUAAGAACAUAGGGAUACAUCUGACAUCCCUGAAAUUGUGGGGUCUCAACAUCGACAAUAAGAAUUCUUGACCAUUUGGCUGGGUUAGAAAUUCUCUGUAAUGCAGUUUCCAUUGGUUUAAAGUAAAACAGGUACACUUUCAGUUAACUUGACUUGAGAUUCACCAAGUGGCUUGCAACAAGGUUUUUUAUUAUAUCAUUUAGGGUUUUUCUUGUGUGGAUUUUUUCAUACUCCUAUUUUUCUCAGUUUUAUUACACUCUCACUGUUCCAUAUCUGAGAAAUAUGAGGCUGUUUUCCAUAUGGUGUUUAAACGGGUGAUUUUCAUCUUUUUGAAGACAUUUCAUUCUUUUAGUUAAAAUCCGUAAAGAUCUGUCAGAUCUAUAGCAUAGUAGAUGUAUCUUGCCUUUCAUGUAUACUUACACCUUGUCUUUUCAAAAGUUUGGAACAAGUCUUCAGAUCUGAUCAAACAAAUUGAUAAUCUGAUAAUAUGUGGCAAUGUGGACUCAUAUUACUGUACUGAAUCAUUUCUAUUUUGCAUUUCAAAAUAGUCUUUCUGAUUCCCCUUGCUAAAGUGGAUAGGUUUGAGAUUUAGAACCACUGGUAAAGGUGACAAAUUCUCUUAUUUUAAUCAAGGCGCUUGAACAGAUGAUGAUGUUCCUCGUUGGACAAGUGGUUUUCGUGCUCGCCUACCAAUCCGGUGUUCCAAAGUUCAAUUCUCAGCUCUGCCAAUGUGGAAUCAGAUGAAUUUAUUUCUGGUGAUAGAAAUUCAUUUGUGGUUCGGAUCCCACAAUAAACUGUAAGUCCCUCUGCUAGGUAAUCAAUUGGUUCUUUGCCACAUAAAAAAUAUCUAAUCCUUCGGGCAAGCCCUAGGAGAGCUGUUAAUCAGCUCAGUGGUCUGGUAAAACUAAGGUAUACUUAUCUUGAACAGAUCAUGGUGAGUCACUGCAUGUGUGAGAAAAAUCCUUAGCGAAAUUCCAUACCUAUUCAUUUCUAAAGGCACAUCCCACAUAGUAACUCAGCGAACUUUGUUCGAUGUGGCGUCAGUAGUGGAGAAACAGCAACAAAGUUCUGACUUUUCCCCCUAUUUCUCCUCUUCUGACGUCACAUCGAAUAAAGUUUGUCGAGCUUGCUCGACCGUGUGGAUGAGGCCCAAGACUUUCAUGUCCAUCCUUCCAAAAAUACAUACCUAAUUGUUCUAAUUAUUCUUGUGUGGUUUGUGAGAGCUUUCUUCUAAAUCUUCAUUACUCAGGGCUUAUUAACCUAGUUUGGAAAUUAUGCCUCUCAUCACCGGCAUAGAUGUGCAAAGGUUUGUGAGCUUUAGAAGAACUAACAACCCUCGUACCCCGACUUUAUAUUUCAGUGAUUGAUUUCACAUCUCAAGAAUAUUAGCCUCUUAAUUAAUGCCUGGCUCCAUCUUCCCCAUUAUUUCAGCUGAGAAUGAACAGUGGUUAAGCUAGACCAAGUUGUUAUAAAUAACUUUAAUUUGUUGACAUUUUUAUUUUUGCUUGGCCCUUUUUUGUGAGAAAUUUAAUCGCAUGUAAAUCCAGAUCUAAUGCAUUCCUUCACAACCCUGAAACUAGCAUUUUCUUUACAUAGAUACCACUGUGUUGGGUAUUUCAAAUCUCCACAUGUUUUGCAUACAUCUAGUUACAAAAUUGGUUUGCUUUCUUUAGCUCAUGUAGCUAUAGCUAUAUUCUGAAUAGCAUAUUUACAAAAAUUUUCUAUCAGUAUUGGUAUGAAUAUUUAUGUAAUCUAGAUUUUAUUGAAAUUGUAUUAUAACAGUUGAAA